Molecule: messenger RNA, 1032 nt
Organism: Cyphellophora attinorum
Lineage: Eukaryota; Fungi; Ascomycota; Eurotiomycetes; Chaetothyriales; Cyphellophoraceae
Product: Integral membrane protein sed5
Exons: 2
Coding region: 1-1032 (343 amino acids)
Biological process (GO): endoplasmic reticulum to Golgi vesicle-mediated transport; vesicle fusion; intracellular protein transport
Cellular component (GO): Golgi membrane; SNARE complex; endomembrane system
Molecular function (GO): SNAP receptor activity; SNARE binding
Source: RefSeq, a predicted model, not a curated record
AUGGUCACACACUCAAUACAGGACCGAACGCCAGAGUUCCGCGCCAUAUUAGCGCAGGCGCAGAAGCGACAGUCCGCCACGAAAGGAGGUCAACGGCAGAAUCUCCUCUCUGCGGCUGAGAAGCGAGAAGCUAAUGGGCACGUCGCUCCCGGCACGAAGCGGUCGGAAUUCGCACGCAAUGCCGUGGUGAUAGGCAGAGGAAUCACGACGACAAUGGGAAGACUGGAGCGGUUAGCCCAGCUUGCCAAACGAAAAGCCAUCUUCGACGACCGACCUGUUGAGAUCUCCGAGUUGACAUACGUGAUCAAACAAGAUCUGGCACAGCUCAACCAGCAGAUCUCGAAUCUUCAGACUUUGACCCAGUCGCAACAUCCGACCGCGUCACUGCCCAAGUCUGCGGAUCAAGAGGGCCAGCACAACAAGAAUGCUGUUCUGAUGCUGCAGAACAAGGUGACGGAUAUGGCAGCCAAUUUCAAGGACGUGUUGGAGACGAGGACUAAGAACAUACAAGCCUCGCGGUCUCGAACAGAUCAAUUUGUGUCGUCGGUGUCGGCGCGAUCACAGCCCCAGUUCGAUGCGUCAAGAUCAGAGUCACCACUCUACCAGAAUACAACACCCAACUCGAAGAGGACGCCAUAUACAACAACGAACGAUCUGCUCACGCUUGAGCCUUCCGGUCCGUCGGCCUUGAUGUCAGGUGGCGGACACUCUGAAUCGCAACUUCUGCUUAUGGAGGAGGCGCAAGUGCCAAACACCUAUAUCCAGGAACGUGGCCAGGCGAUAGAAACGAUUGAAAGGACAAUUAACGAACUGGGCAGUAUAUUCGGCCAGCUAGCGGGCAUGGUUCAAGAGCAAGGAGAGCAGUUGCAGAGGAUAGACGCCAAUACGGAAGACGUAGUUGACAAUGUUCAAGGAGCGCAACGGGAGCUUCUCAAAUACUGGAAUCGUGUUCAAGGUAACAGGUGGUUGGUCGCGAAGAUGUUUGGAGUGUUGAUGAUAUUCUUCCUCUUGUGGGUUCUCAUAUCAGGCUAG